AUGUCUGCAAAGCACUUCAUUGACGACCCGACCCACCUCGUCCAGACUUCUCUCCACAGUUUAACCCUCACAAACCCUUCUGUCGCCUUCGAUGCGCAGAACCGAAUUGUAUACCGGCGACCGACGAAGGAGUUGACAGACAAUCCAAAGGUCUCCAUUAUCACUGGUGGAGGCUCUGGCCACGAACCGGCAUUUGCAGGCUUUGUAGGAAAGGGUUUCGUCACAGCCGCUGUUGCAGGCACCAUUUUCGCGAGUCCUUCCGCCGAGCAAGUUCGCCGUGCCGCUCUUACGAGAGUACCUACAGAGAAGGGCGUUGCUAUAGUCACUUUCAACUACACCGGAGAUGUCUUGAACUUUGGCAUGGCUGCCGAGAAGGCAAAAGCCGCCGGAGUUGACACCGAGUUCUACGCAAUCGGCGACGAUGUGGGCGUUGGCCGGGCAAAAGGAGGCAAGGUCGGCAGACGAGGCAUUGGUGGCUCUAUCUUGGUACUCAAGAUAAUAGGAGCACUGGCUGAAGCUGGUGGAAGUUUGAAAGAAGUUUACAAGCUUACGCAGCAAGUUGCCGGAAACCUUGUGUCUGUCGGCGCGUCGAUGGAACACGUCCACGUUCCAGGACGAGAGAAACCUGACCCAAACUCCGACGAGAUCAUACCAACGGAGGAAAUCGAAAUCGGCAUGGGUAUUCACAACGAACCGGGCAGUCAUCGCGUCUCCGCAACCUUACCUGAACUCAUCAAGACUAUGCUGGCGCAGAUGCUAGAUCCCAACGACAAGGACAGGCACUACGUUGACAUUAAGAAGGGCGACAAGACCGUCCUGCUAAUAAAUAACCUAGGAGGUGUGAGCAAUUUGGAAAUCGGCGGUAUCUUAGCUGAGGUGCACAAACAACUCAAAGAAGACUGGGGCAUUGUUCCUGUCAGAGUUAUCGCUGGUACUUUCAUCACCUCGCUUAACGGCUUGGGAUUCUCGGCAUCUAUUCUGAAGCUGGAGGACACCGGCCUUGGACCAGGCAAGUCGAUGCUCGAACUUCUCGAUGCCCCGGCUGAGGCCUUCGGUUGGGCUGCCGCCACUCGGACGUCGACCUGGGAAGCUGAUAACACCGCCACCAUGGAGGGCCACGCAGCGGUGACAGCAGAAGGGAAAUCUUCUAAUCUGAAACUCGACCCCAAAAAGGCACACGCAACCCUCAAAGCCGGUCUGGACAAGAUGAUCGCGGCAGAAGCUGAAGUGACCAAAUACGACACGAUCAUUGGAGACGGCGACUGCGGGAUCGGUCUGAAGCGAGGAGCUGAAGCUGUUCUCAAGGAGCUCUCUUCCGGCGAUCUGCCUGCCGACGCUGUUGCCUUUGUCAAUAAAAUUACUCCUGUGGUUGAAAACACCAUGGACGGCACGUCGGGUGCCAUCUACGCCAUCUUCCUUAAUGCGUUGUCCCAUGGGCUUCGAGAACAAGAUACUGCAUCUUCGACGACCGUGGACGCAAAAAUCUGGGCCGCCGCCCUCAAGUCCAGCCUUCAAGCGCUGGGUAAAUAUACGCCAGCAGUGCCUGGCGACAGGACGCUGAUGGACGCGCUCGUGCCGUUUGUUGACACGCUGAGCAGCACAGGGGAUGUGAACAAGGCGGCUGAAGCGGCCAAAGAAGGCGCGGAGAAGACUAAAAGCAUGAAGGCCAGCUUAGGAAGAGCCGUGUACGUUGGCGCAGAGGAUGAGUGGAUGGGCAAGAUCCCAGAUCCAGGGGCUUGGGGUCUGCAAGAGUUUUUGAUCGGGCUGGCUGGUGCCUGUUAG
This is a messenger RNA of Fonsecaea multimorphosa CBS 102226, 1782 nucleotides long. RefSeq lists its product as uncharacterized. NCBI's taxonomy places the organism in Eukaryota, Fungi, Ascomycota, Eurotiomycetes, Chaetothyriales, Herpotrichiellaceae. The record is from RefSeq and is a predicted model, not a curated record. The transcript has 2 exons. Gene Ontology annotation, biological process: glycerol catabolic process. Bases 1 to 1782 code for a protein of 593 amino acids. Gene Ontology annotation, cellular component: cytosol. Gene Ontology annotation, molecular function: glycerone kinase activity; ATP binding.